Molecule: messenger RNA, 891 nt
Organism: Eptesicus fuscus (big brown bat)
Lineage: Eukaryota; Metazoa; Chordata; Mammalia; Chiroptera; Vespertilionidae
Gene: ASPNAT
Product: N-acetyltransferase 8 like
Cellular component (GO): mitochondrial membrane
Molecular function (GO): L-aspartate N-acetyltransferase activity
Source: RefSeq, a predicted model, not a curated record
AUGCAUUGUGAGCCCGACAUGGUCUGCGAGACGAAGAUCGUGGCCUCCGAGGACCAUGAGGCGCUGCCGGGGGCCAAGAAGGACGCGCUGCUCGCCGCCGCCAUGUGGCCCCCGCUGCCCGCCGCGCCCCCGCCCGAGCCGCAGCCCGAGCCGCAGCCGCAGCCCCUGGGCGGCGCGGGGGGCGGGGGCGCGGGGCCCCCGGAGGGGCGCGGCGUGCACAUCCGCGAGUUCCGCGCGGCCGAGCAGGAGGCGGCGUGCCGCAUCUUCUACGACGGCAUCAUGGAGCGCAUCCCCAACACGGCCUUCCGCGGCCUGCGGCAGCACCCGCGCGCGCUGCUGCUCUGCGCCCUGCUGGCCGGGCUCUGCUGGGCGCUCACCGGCUCGCUGCUGCUGACCGGCCUGGUGCCCGCGGGGCUGCUGGCGCUGCGCUACUACUACAGCCGGAAGGUGGUCCUCGCCUACCUGGACUGCGCCCUGCACACGGACAUGGCCGACAUCGAGCAGUACUACAUGAAGCCGCCCGGCUCCUGCUUCUGGGUGGCCGUGCUGGACGGCAACGUGGUGGGCAUCGUGGCGGCGCGGGCCCACGAGGCGGACAACACCGUGGAGCUGCUGCGCAUGUCCGUGGACUCGCGCUUCCGCGGCAAGGGCAUCGCCAAGGCGCUGGGCCGCAAGGUGCUGGAGUUCGCCGUGGUGCACAACUACUCCGCCGUGGUGCUGGGCACGACGGCCGUCAAGGUGGCCGCCCACAAGCUCUACGAGUCGCUGGGCUUCAGACACAUGGGCUGCAGUGACCACUACGUGCUGCCCGGCAUGACCCUCUCGCUGGCCGAGCGCCUCUUCUUCCAGGUCCGCUACCACCGCUACCGCCUGCAGCUGCGCGAGGAGUGA